AUGCAUUGCUCCUCUGUCUUUCUCUUCACUCCAGACUGUACAGUUAAAAAUAGUCUUGAUGUCGAUCAUCACCAACAGCAACAACACGAAUGUACAAAUCAACUUCAUUUAUAUAUUGUACUAGCAAAUAAUAAUAAUAAUAAUAAUAGCAAUCUUAAUAAUAAUAUAAUAAUAAAUAGUAUUUCCACAACAACAACACAACCAAAAACAACAAAACUUUGUACAGACGUCAAAACAAACAACAACAAUCAAAAUUGUAGAAAUAUUGAUUUUAAUGAUGAUAAUAGUAAUAAUAAUAAUAAUAAUGUAGAAACAUAUAAACAAUCCGAUAAUGUAUUUAAUGAUUUCAAGAAUAAAAAGAGAUUAGUAUAUAACGAUCGACUUCUGAGGUUAUAUCAAAUGGUGCAACAACAGCAUUUAGAGUUGGAGUACAUGCACGGUCGAAGUAUGUUGUCUGCCAACACCAACAGCGAUAGCAGUAGUUCGAGUGGUUCAAUCGAAGUACCAGGCGGCGGUAACAACUACAUUCCACCUCUGCAAAGCAUAUUUUUCACACUCAAUUUCUCUGGUGGACAGCAGAUGUGUUCGAGCUGCGUCGAUCCAUCAGAACACUGGCUACAAAACUACAGCUGUAGCAACGACGUCACCAACUGGAACGAAGGCAAGAUUCAAUUCCAAGAUCCACUGCCAUCGAGCGAUGUACUCGUACUUCGUAAAGCAAUACUACAGGUAUUUGGUCAUUUCAUUUCAUCUGGCCCUGCAUUGGUUAUUUUGCUAGACGAUGAAAUCUUUGGAUUAUUUACACCACCAGUUAAGAAUACAUCGGAUUGUCUUAAUUGUGUUACUAGUUCCGAUCCAUAUAUUAUGACAUAUACUAAUGGGUUGACUACCUACAACUAUGGCUCUACGAAUUACUUCCAGUUUCAAUCGACAAACAAUGAGACGAUCACAUGUCUGUCAUCGAUUUCCGUGACAUUCUUCUAUGGACCAACCAGUUUCCGUGUGAAUUCGAUCUCACCAUCGAUGGGUCCGGCUGGAGGUGGCACUCUUGUCUAUGUUUCUGGCUCUGGUUUUAUAAAAACCGGUAGUCCAGUCUGUAGAUUCGGUAACCUCACUUCGCAAGCCACCUACAUCAACGACACCAUGGUUUCAUGUUCAUCGCCAGUCGUACCUCAAACCAUCAAAGGAUUCUACAAUGUCACACUACAAGUCAGUUUUGAUUCCGGUACCACCUUUUCAUAUCCAAACUUGGCUGCCAACUUUAGUUUUUAUUAUUUCCCAUCACAACCAUUAAGUAAUAAUAAAUUUGAUAGAGUUAUAUUGAUUGCAAUUGGUACUGGUAUUGCAUCGGUGUUUUUAACUGGUGUGGUCGUGUACUUUGCUGUUCAGCGAUGGCAGAAACGUCGUGGAUAUCAACAGAUUGGCGAUGGAAAUAUCAAUGGUGAGAAUGCCCAACAACCGUUUAUUUUCAAUACCGCCGACUAUAAGACACUCUUUGAGAUUAAACCGAUCGAAAUGAGUGAGAUUGUCAUUCAGAAUAGAAUCGGUCGUGGCAGUUGUGCAGAGGUUUUCACUGGAACUUGGCGUGGCAUUACCGUUGCCAUCAAGAAAGCCAAGUUGCUCUCGGACGACGACGAGGAGUUCCUCACGGAACUAGCACAAGAAGCCGCUAUAAUGUCGCAACUGCGUCACCCGAAUGUCUGCCAAUUCCUCGGAACCUGUAAUAACCCGCCCGAGGUGUUGAUCGUCAUGGAGUGGAUGUCGCGUGGUUCGCUCUACCGCAUUUUGCACGACCAAUCGGUGAUGCUCGAUUGGCCACGCAUGAAAUCGAUCGCACUCGAUAUCGCCAAGGGUAUGAACUACCUCCAUUGUUGUGAUCCCAUCAUUAUCCAUCGUGAUCUCAAGUCGCACAACCUUUUGGUCGACGAGCACUUCCGUGUGAAGAUCUCUGACUUUGGACUGUCGACUCGGUUCAAACAACAUCUCGACAAGAAGACAACGAUGACACCGGUUGGUACACCGUGCUGGACCGCUCCAGAAGUACUGAGAAACGAUCCCUACACUGAGAAGGCCGAUAUCUUCUCCUAUGCAAUUGUACUCUGGGAGCUUGUAACCCGCGAGGAUCCAUACCAAGGCAUGCCAACCUUCCAAAUCGUCAUAUCCGUCGGUCAACAUAAACUACGUCCAAUUGUACCACCUCACGUUUCUGCACCAUUCACCAGAUUAAUUACUGAAUGUUGGUCAGAAGAUCCAUCACAAAGACCAUCAUUCCAAGAGAUUGUUAAGAGACUUGAAGCAAUCUCAUCAGCUCUUCAACUAAAUUUAUUAUUAUUAUUAUUACUACUUUUAUUAGUUGAUCAAAUUUAA
Molecule: messenger RNA, 2367 nt
Organism: Heterostelium album PN500
Lineage: Eukaryota; Evosea; Eumycetozoa; Acytosteliales; Acytosteliaceae
Exons: 8
Coding region: 1-2367 (788 amino acids)
Biological process (GO): protein phosphorylation
Molecular function (GO): protein kinase activity; ATP binding
Source: RefSeq, a predicted model, not a curated record